This is a messenger RNA of Salvelinus sp. IW2-2015, 4597 nucleotides long. Lineage: Eukaryota; Metazoa; Chordata; Actinopteri; Salmoniformes; Salmonidae. The record is from RefSeq and is a predicted model, not a curated record.
GCUGUUCACACCGCCACCGCGCUCAGAUCCAGUCGAGCUCUCUCAUCGCAAAAGCUUCUCCUCUUUACCAAAGCCCGUUGACACCAACGAUGUUCAAGUAGGCUACCCUCAAAAGCGCAGCCUCUCUACUUGUAUUCCCCGGAAGAAAGGAUGCGGGAAAGGAUGGAACAAGACAGAGCAGCUCUGUAGUAGCCUUCUGCACAACAAUUUCAAUCCGGAUUUAGUGAAAUCCUCAACCAAUUAACAGUCUUUACCAGAGCUCUGUUUUAAUCUGCUUCUCAACACACCCCGUCGUUCCAAUCAGGUUUCACAGGUUUAUUAUUCACCCUGCAGCGAGGACAGACACUGGACAGGACAGAGCUGAGCAGAGGCUGAGGAGUUUGGAGCUGCCCUAAACUGAUACAAAUGACAUAUUUCAGUCUUGCUCUAAAGUGUUUUGUUUCCUCUACGGUUGAAUUUGAAAGGACAUUCUUAGUUGUAUCUUCUACCUUCUACACAGCMGGAAAUGGUGCAUAUGACAACUGUAUUUAUACAGUAACCUAAUAAUAGUUUGGGGAUAUCACUUUUCGAAUGCCAGCUCCACCAUGAACAAAAAUGCAGGGCCGUACCAGCCCCCCCGAGGCAGCCCGAGCAGCAACAGCGGGCGUGGUGCCGCGACCAUCCACUGUCUCCGCUGCCGGGAGGUCUGCAAGGGAGAGGUGGUGCGUGUGCAGAAUUUCCACUUCCACGUCAAGUGCUUCACCUGCCAAGUGUGUGGCUGUGACCUGGCUCGUUCAGGCUUCUUCCAGAAGGGAGGAGAGUACAUCUGUACAGAGGACUACCAGCGCCUCUACGGCACCAAGUGUGACAGCUGUGRAGACUUCAUCACAGGGGAGGUGGUCUCGGCGCUGGGGCGUACCUACCACCCCAAGUGUUUUGUCUGCAGCAUGUGCAGAAAGCCUUUCCCUAUCGGAGAUAGGGUGACCUUCUGUGGGAAGAAGUGUGUCUGUCAGCAGUGCUCUCAUUCGCUGGUCAGCAGCGAGCCGGUCAAGAUCCACGGACCCAGCCGUAAACUGUUGCGGGUUGUAAGGAGGAGAUGCAAACAUGACAGUCCCUCCGUGGCCCUGGAGAAGCAGUGGCAUUCCAGCUGCUUCAAGUGUCAACCUGUGACCCUUGGUGCUGACCGGGGAGUAAUCAGAAGUAGGGCAGGAGGAAAGCACUACCACCCCACCUGUGCCCGUUGUGCCCGCUGUCAGAUGAUGUUUACAGAAGGAGAGGAGAUGUACCUUACAGGUUCCGAGGUGUGGCAUCCCAUGUGUAAACAAGCAGCGCGGCUGGAGAAGAAACUCAGRUUAAGACGUACCUCUGAGGCCUCCAUUUCCCCCCCUGGCUCCAGCAUCGGUUCCCCGAGCCGCGUCAUCUGUGCCAAAGUGGAAAACAAGGUCCUAAAUUACAAAGAUCUGGCCCCACUGCCUAAGAUUAAAACUAUUUGUGACGUGCAGCGGCCCGAUCUCAUUCCCUAUGAGUCUUAUCACAGAUACUCCUCUGAUGACAGACUAGAACACUACAACUAUGGGGAGUCUCUGGGAACUCUCUCUCCAUACUCUCAGGACAUCUAUGACAGCAUGGAGCUGAGACAGAGGCGCUUGUCCAGCCCAGGCUUCAUAGACUCUCCCACCUACAGUCACCGUGGCGUGUCCCCCACCAUGUCCACCUCCCGCUCCCCACAGCACUGCUACCGUCCCGGCACUGAGAGUGGCAGGAGCUCUCCCUAUUACAGUCAGCUUGAUGCCAGACCCGCCACGCACGCCGCCUACCAAGCCCCCAAGCAUUUCCAUGUGCCAGCCACAGGCGAGCCCAACAUCUACAGGAAACCUCCCAUCUAUAAGAGACAUGAUGAUUCUGACUACUCAGCCACGAAGAGUAAAACCAGCGAGGACAUCCUCCAGACCUCCCAGUUUCCCGACUCGUAUUCUCCUGACCACUACCACCAGCAGUCUAACUACUACCCCUACACUCCCUCUCCCAAAGCUACUCGUGCUCGGAGGUUUUCCUCAGGUGGAGAGGAGGAUGGAUGGAAUCAAAGUCUUAACAGGCUCCAAGGUGGUAUAGGCCGUAUGAUUCUGAAGGAGGAGAUGAAAGCUAGGUCGGGUUCCUAUGACAAUGACCCAUGGGGCAGCGCCCGAAACUCCCGUAGCGGCAGCAAAGAGGCCCUGCACAACGUGGGCUACAACAACACUGUCAACGGAUCUCCUACCAGAUCUCCCUACAAUGCAGGCAGUGACUCCUUCAUCGCCAAGUCAUCCUCGUUGCCCGGGUACGGCAGGAACGGACUGCACAGGCCCCAGAGUGCGGAUUAUUUCCAGUACGACAGCAGCAAUGUAGUGAACUGGGGAAUCAGAGAAUACAAGAUCUACCCAUAUGACGUGUUGGUAGUCACCGUAAGGGGGCGCAACCAGCCCCCCAAUGACGUGGACAGAGCCAGACUAGAGCGCCACCUGUCUCCUGAGGAGUUCUACCGGGUGUUUAGGAUGACUAUGGCUGACUUUGACCGGCUGGCACUGUGGAAGAGAAACGAGCUGAAGAAACAAGUCCGGUUGUUCUGAAAGGACUGGCGUGUAGAAGCUCAGUGUAGCAGCCUGCUGGGCUUAACRUUAGAGACGCCUAAGUCCUCACUGAGAGCCAUAAUAACUAGUCUGGAUAGUCCGCCACACUGGCCAGAGACACAGCAGAACCAGAACUAGAACCAGCAUGGUUCUAGCCAUAGACAUAUAAUGCAUUUUAAUUCUCUGGUUCUAUGGUUCCAUCACAUGCUCUGGGUCAGAGAUACCCAUCUAGUCUGAGUCUAUACAUCAAUAAUAUCUCUGGUGAAAGAGGAGUAACAUACUACUACUCCUCCCAAGCUAUGUCUGUCCGUGGAAACCUACAUCUGCAGAGAGGUCUAGACCAUGCUAGUUCUGCCUAUGCUUUCAGUAUUAUGUGUUUGUUUUAUUAUUACGAGUUUAACUAUAGUUCAUGGCUGUCGUGUCAUGAGGUUAUAGCAUCUUUGAAGCCUCUUCUAGGUUGCGGGUUUGGAAAGCUCUGAGACAUUGGCUUAUGGUCAAGCAGGAAAGAGAACACCAGCAAACAGAACGUGCUACCAGAUUAGCCUUGUCUUUGCUUUCUUUACUCGAAAUAUGUUGUUUCAUUCACCGCCUUUUUUUUUUUUUUUUACAGUGAGACUAAAACUUGAUUUCUUUAUAGAGCGAGGGUUCACCUCGGAGCGAAAGGCUAGAUUGAUAUAGUGUGGUAGCCUACCAUUGAAUUAAAUGAGUGGAUUAUAUUGUAUGUUUACUGAAAAGCCAAAGUAAUAUUAAUAAUGUUAAGAAAUUAUGAUUUUAAUUAUUUUUGUAAAAUGCAUAAACAGACUGAAUGCAUGUUUCCAGAAAUGGUUCCCGUGUGAGUAUGAGACCAGGCUCUUGCCUUCGUACUGAAAGUUCAUUGAUUUACUAUACUAAAUUGAUGAAAAGGAUCUGAACAAUGUAAUGUAAGUAUUGGAGUUCUGGAUUAUUUAGUACUCUCAAUUUCAAUUGAACCAAAGGACAUGUCAUUUACAGUAAUGGAAUAUCAUGUUAUAAAUGGAUAUUGGAUUGUAUUUAGAGCUGGGAUUGUAUUUAGGAUAACAGGUGACCUGUGAGUGACUUGUCAUGGGGAGACUUGACCUGAUUCUAUCUCAACACAUAGAGAUGGAGAAAAUGAAUAGAGAUAGAGAUGAAUAACAUGGAAUCUGAACUGCUUCUAAAUACAUAUUUAGAAAGUGGAUUGAAGGGAUUGGUGUCCAGAGGUCUGGAUAACAGAUGAAUUAGUGGUAUGGAUCUGAAUUAGAUUACAACUCAAAGGGGUUGAAUGGAAUCUUCCCUUAACAAUACAAUGUGAGGAAGGAAGGAAUCGGGGUGAGGGAAUUUUGUAGAUGUUGAAGUGGAAUUGAUUUGAUGGAAUUGUCCUGAUUGGUCUGUGUUGACGCCGGUCCCAAAUGAUAACCAGGGUUGCUGUGCUAAAGCUUACACUAUAGUGUACAUACAGUAGAACUAAGAAUUCUCCUGUUGGUUUUUGAAGAGGUGACUYGUAGUUAUCAAAUAGAUUAUCCAAUAUUGUUGGUACAUUAUAUACAUGCAAAACUGUCCCUUUUCGUUAUUUCCUGUUUCUUUUCCCGUUGUUUCCCUUUUUAUUUUUGUCCCUUUUGUUAUCCUGUUGUUUCCCCUUUUAUUUCUGUCCCUUGUUUUCCUGUUGUUUCCCCCUUCAUUUCUGUCCCUUUUGUUUUGCUGUCGUUUCCACUUUUAUUUCUGUCCCUAUUGUUUUCUUUCUUAGUAUAUACAUGCAAACCUGUCUCUUUUCUUUUCAAUUUUAUUUGAAUGGUCUGUUAUGAGGUUGUGUCAGAGGAAAUAAUGGUUCUGAUUGUUAGUGUAGGGAGCACUGCCUUUAUCAGACUGUAAUAUUAGUCAUACUGACUAGCAGUCAUUUAGUAUAACUACUCUUACUGCCAUCUUUGGUAAAGGCUGUUUGUUUUAUUGAUUAGUUUGUGUGUGUGUGUGUGUGUGUGUGUGUGUGUGUGUGUGUGUGUGUGUGUGUGUGUGUGUGU